UGUCACCCCCCACCUGGACCGCAACUCACCGCCGAGAUAGUUGAUAUCCAGGACAACCACAACUGCUACGACUAACUACCCCAUUGGCAAAAGUCAAUCGGCCAUGUCGAGGUUUCUUCGAGCCGCGACCCAUGCGGGCAAGACAGGCGUGGGCUUCAAUGUCCAGAUUGUGCUGCACAAGCUCACGAGCAGCGACCCUGACGCCAAGGAGCUCGAGAUGGUGUACCCCGUGGUCACUCGGGGCAGCCACAAGGUAAAGGGAACGCCGGCACCGAUCCUUUCGAGUCGCCAGGUUCACUGGACGGAGGAAACGCUGAGCUUCCACUGCACCAUGUACCGCACCAAGCAAGCCACGUUCCAGGCGAAAUCGUUCACGGUGGACGUGGUCAAAUCCAAGGGCGACGCUGUGCUGUGUACGUUCGAAGUCGACCUUGCGCAAUACACGUCCGAGAAGAACCACGGAAGCAACUCGUACAGUUUGGUGGUGCAGCCAAAGAAAGCGUGGGGCAACGGAUCGCUCAUGAUGUCGCUCGCAACGGCGUUGGAUACAGACAGACCAGUGACAGCUUCGUCGACGACUGCGUCUCGAACACAGCACGACCAAGGCGAUACUUCCGAGUGCGAACGGAGCAGCGUGGCCGAAAGCCCGCCCAAGCGACUGCCAAGUCAUAUCGUGUCGUCCCGGCGGAUGACAUUCCAAUCGACUUGUCAUGAGCCAGGCCACGACGACGAAUUAACGAGCAAUUCUCCCGUGGACGAGUCCGAGGCGUCGUCAGCCACGCCCAAUCAUCACGACGACGAUGUCCAAGCCCCGCCAUCGAGUGUGAGUUUUGCCGCUCAGAUCAUCAAGUACGACCGCGCCAACAAAGACCUGCAAGCCAAGUUGGAUGCUGCGCUUCUGCAGCUAUCUCAAGCUGCAAAACCACCAUCAGUCAGCGACGAAGACGUUGGCUAUCGAGCCAAGUACGACGCCCUAGCGGUUGCCCACGCCGCCGUGCAAGAUGAACUCGUGUCUGUGAAAGAGAAAAAGGCCAAGGCGGAGAAAGAAGUGGUGCUGCGGCGGACCGAGCUGCAAGCGGCCAUGGAGAGCAGUUCGCGAGUGAACGUGGUGCAGCUGGAGCGGAUUCGACACCUCACGAGUGUGAACGAAGAGCUCAAGGGAAAAGUGCAGGAGUACAUUCGAACCGCCGCGGAGUCAGCGCCUAUCGUUGCGCUUCGCCACGUGUCAUCUUGGAGCGAAGGCGUCGGACCGCAGGCUCUAGCCAAGCCGGUAGAUGCGGACUUGACGUACACACCCGUGGCUGCGUCCAACACUGUCGCAGCCGAGCUGCUGCGCCUCCAACAAGACAAGAAAGCGCUUGAAGAAAAGGCGACGAGAAUGCAGUGCGAUGUCGAAUCGUUGGAGAACCAACUGUUUGAACGAAGCUCCGAGCUGCAGCAGGUGCUGGAACUUCACGCGCACUGCAACCACUCGUUGUCACUGAAAGCCACGGAAUUGGCCAAGGCCCACGAAGAGAUUGUGCGGCUCCAAAUGCAACGAACUUCUGCUGCAACUAUCUCAGUCGACCACCAAGAUAACACGAGCGGAGAAGCGGACGCGCUCGUGGAAAUGCUGCAGCGAACCGUGGCUGAGCUCCAGGAAGAAGUGUCGAUUUUGCAGACCAAGAACAGUCAACUUCGCGACGCCAAGAGCAAGGUCGAGACGGAGCUGUGCAAGCGCGUGGCCGAGCUCAAACGCAGCCGAUCCACGAGCGCGACUUCCAUCUUCGACCAGGCCCAACAAGAGCAACUGUCGGCAGUCUCACAAGCCCAAGCCCAACGCAUUCGGGAGCUUGAAGCCCAGCUAGCCAAGACCACCGAGGCAGUUCCUCCGCCAUCGGCAGAAAUCGAAGUCGUGCGGAAUGUCCUGAGUUCAAGUUCGAGCGCGACAAGACCUAAUGACGACGACUUGCUCUCAAAACGACAAGCGUCCACGGUGUUCGAUGCAGAAGUGGGGUACCUAAAGCAACAAGUGCGCCAACUCAAGGACGAACACGAUCGAGUCCAGAACGAGCUCGCGGAAAAGACCGGCGAAUUGCAUCGGGCGCUGGACAUGCAUGCGCGCAUGCAACGAGACAGUGUCCAGCAGCUCAACCAAGCGGAAGCGCAGUUGGAAGCGGAGGGACAUCGGUUGCUUGUCCUGCAAGCGCAGAUCGAUUGUCUGAAACAAGAAAAAGACCAGUGGAUGGGCGAAAAAUACGCAUUGGAGAAAUCGGUGGCGGUCGAGUCGUCAGAGAAGCAACGCCAUCUCGAAGCAUUAGCAGCGCUCAAGGUGGUCAACGAAGAGGUGAUCGUGGCGCGCAUCGAAGAGGCCCACGCGCUGCACACGGCCGAGCUCACGUCUCUCAAGUCGGACAUGGCGGCAACGAUCGACGAAAACCAACAGCUACAGGCCGAGGUGAAGGCACUGCAAUCAAAGUCGUCGUGUGAACAUUCUGACACAAGUGCGUUGCGGGCUCAAAUUCAAGAGCUCAAGCAUGAUCUGCAGCAUAUGCAAUAUGAGCUGUCGGAGAAGGCCGCGGAAAUGGUCGAUUGGCAGCGACAGUACAGUAGCCAGGACCAACACGAGUCCGAGUUGCAAGUGCUCUUGGAUGAAAAGACUCAAGUGUGCUGUGGAUUGCAAACCCAGCUGGACGAAAGUCAAUUGGAGAUUCAAAAGCUCAAGCACAGAAUUGACCAGCAAGUGGAUGCCACGAAUGACGAAAUGGAGCAACUAUUGCAGCAACGCAACGACGAAUGGAUGGCCGCCAAGGACGAGCUGGCGAAAUGCACAUGGGAGUUGAACCAGCUAAAAGCGCAACAAGCCGACGAGAAAGCCAAAGGAGACGGUGGCGGCGGUGAAGAAGAAGGAAGUGAUGUGAAGCAAGUCGAAGAAGAGGUCAAGUUGGCCAAGGACCAACUGACGUCAUGCGAGCUCGAGUUGGAAUCGCUCAAAGUUGUAAACCGAGACUUGGAGGCAAAGGUUGUCGCCUUGGAGAAGCAACUGUCGGCGUCGACAUCGGUGGACGGUGGCAUCGACCAGUUGAAGAAAGAGAACGAGUACUUUCAGACGGAAUUGGUGCAAACCAAGAUGAAGCUGGCGCUGCUGCAAGAACAACACGAUGACUUGUCCAGCGAACACAAGAAAAUCGAGAAGGAGUGGCUGCUGCUCAAGAUUCAGUCGGCAGAGUCGGCCCUCAAAGCCAAGAAGAAGUAGCAGCCCUUUUUAUUUAACUUGGAUAAGCAAUAGCAACUUGUUCAAACAUGA
Messenger RNA from Aphanomyces astaci, 3286 nucleotides. RefSeq lists its product as hypothetical. The coding region runs from base 104 to 3235 and encodes 1043 amino acids. The record is from RefSeq and is a predicted model, not a curated record. NCBI's taxonomy places the organism in Eukaryota, Oomycota, Saprolegniomycetes, Saprolegniales, Verrucalvaceae. The transcript is spliced from 16 exons.